AUGGCUGAUCCUGCAUCGGUGAUUGGUACAGCUGCAGCUAUUUUGCAACUGACACAGAGCGCUUGUAAGACCGCCCUGGAGCUUUACAACUUCUGCUCAGUCGUUCAGAAUGCACCCCAGGAGAUUCUCACAAUCAGCCGAGAUGCCCAUGCAUUCUACAUGACGAUUUCCAAUCUUGAAAGCUCCCUUCGCAGUGACACAGUAGCAACUGUCGUGAGCAGAGAUGCGGAGAUUAUGACAGCGUUAGAGACGCUCAAGAUCCCGAUUGAAAAUUGCUCCAUAGCCUGUGAAGCGAUACUGGAGAAACUCCUGCCACAUCUCCGCGUUGACAGUUCCUCAUCUCAGGAUGUGGGGAUAUCUGAUGCGACUGAUGGGACAUUGCCAAUCCAACGACGAAGAUUCAGCCGUAGAAAUAUGAUGUGGUAUUUCAAGCGGAAGGAAAUCCUUGCUUUGGGGGCGGAGUUGGAGCGAAGCAAAGCGACACUUGGCAACGCUAUGGGGAGUGCAAUUUUUUUGGUUGUACUGAGAAUCCGUGCGGUCGUAGGCACCGGUGUCAUAGUCCAAGGGAGCCUUGACACAGACGACGAUCUUGACCCACCCUCGACUGAACACCCUACACUACAUAGUGUCGGCGAAACACAAGGAGACUAUGGAUUCAAGGGGAACUUAGGGUCGGCCUUGACGAAAUAUGCUGCACUAGUGUUUGAUCCCCCCAUCGACCGUUUCCGCAUCUACGAGCUGGAAGGCUAG
This is a messenger RNA of Aspergillus bombycis, 750 nucleotides long. RefSeq lists its product as uncharacterized. NCBI's taxonomy places the organism in Eukaryota, Fungi, Ascomycota, Eurotiomycetes, Eurotiales, Aspergillaceae. The record is from RefSeq and is a predicted model, not a curated record. The transcript has 2 exons. The coding region runs from base 1 to 750 and encodes 249 amino acids.